AUGGGAACCACCAGUCCCAAGAGCCCCAAGAGCCCUAAGAGCAAGGAAGCCUCUAGCUCACCACCGCCCGAUGCUUCGGGUCCGGGGCCAGCACCGCUCAGCAUCGAGGAACAAGAAGCGGCUGGUCUUCUUCCUGCGUCACACUGGCAGCAGCAGGCAUUCGCCGAAGAUCCCGAAGAUGAUGGUGCCUCGACAAUUUCAUCCUUCGCCUCGACGACCGCUUCCCUAAGCUCAAGCAUCUACCACUAUCGGACCAUCCAUGGAAGAACUUAUCAUGGCGAUAUUGGCAAUGCUGAAUCCUGGCAGCCCAAUGAUCAGCGUCAUGUUGAAGCCAUGGAGAUCGGGUAA
Molecule: messenger RNA, 348 nt
Organism: Sordaria macrospora k-hell
Lineage: Eukaryota; Fungi; Ascomycota; Sordariomycetes; Sordariales; Sordariaceae
Source: RefSeq, a predicted model, not a curated record